Molecule: messenger RNA, 2299 nt
Organism: Gossypium raimondii (Peruvian cotton)
Lineage: Eukaryota; Viridiplantae; Streptophyta; Magnoliopsida; Malvales; Malvaceae
Product: NAC domain-containing protein 82
Exons: 7
Coding region: 984-2087 (367 amino acids)
Biological process (GO): regulation of DNA-templated transcription
Molecular function (GO): DNA binding
Source: RefSeq, a predicted model, not a curated record
CUCUUCUUCUUCUUUUUGUUUAUUUCAUCUGAUUAUAAAUCUUGCUUUAAUUUGUUGAACACACUAUUUUGAUUCGUAAACAUAUUGUGAUUCUUCUUUCUUUUUUUUUCAAGUAAAUGACGGAUCGAUGAUGAAAAACGUGAGCAAAUUGUUGUUUCAUUUACCUUUUUUUUUGGAGUUUUUUUUUGGGUGAUGCAAAUAAAUUUAAGCUAAUCCGUCAUGAUCUUAGAUUAGAAUUAGUUCUCUGUUCUUCUUUGAGUCUGUUAUGUUUUAUUUAUCCUUUCAUGCAUUUCUUCAAGAUAAUGCUUAAUUAAGCUCUUCAAAUUCUGCUCUGUGAUUCUUCUUUUCUUUGUUUUCGUUUUUGAAGUUCGUUAUUGACGAAUCCAGCUUUAGUUUUUUUUCCCAAGUAAAUUACUGAUCGGAUUAUAAGAAACGUGAAGAAUUUGUUGUUUCGUUUAGCUUUGUUUUUGCCCUUUUUUUUUCCGGUGAUGCAAAUAAAUUUAAACUAAUCCUUCAUGUUCUUAGAUUAGAAAUAGCUUUCUGUUCUUCUUUGAGCCUGUUAUGUUUGAUUUAUCGUUUCAUGCAUUUUUCUCUUUGUGUUCGUCUUUGACGAAACCAGCUUUAGUUUUUUUUUUUUUAAGUGAAUGACUGAUCGGAAAAUGUGAGCAAAUUGUUAUCUCGUUUACCUGUGUUUAAGGUUUUCUUUUUCGGUCAUGCAAAUUAAUUUAAGCUAAUCCGCCAUGAUCUUGGAUUAGAAAUAGUUUUGUAAUCUGUUCUUCUUUGAGCUUGUUAUGUUUGAUUUAUCGUUUCAUGCUUUUCUUGGAAACAAGACGAGAUUUGUGCUUUCCUUUUAACUUGAUUUUCGAUUUUUUUCGAUUUUUGCCAAACGGAUUGAACGCUGGAAAAAGCUAGCUUUUCUUCAAGCUGAUUGAACGCAGGCAUCCAGCCGCUUAACUCCUUCAUACAGUGAGAAUCAGAUCACCAUGAACGCUUCAGCAGCUUCCCUAUCUGCGUGUAUUGCUAUCACCAGCACUAAUGAAGAGCUCUUUAUCGGUCUCAACAAAUUGACUAGUGGCUCUCCUCUACCGUGCAAUGUUAUCGAAGUAAAUCCUUACAGCUUCGAGCCCGAAUACUUACCAGAUGAUAUGUGGUUUUUGACUAGCUCAAAUGAUAACACUGAUAUGGAACAUGGCCUCUGGAAGGUCAAGGAGGAGGCCCGUGAAGUCUUCUCAAACUCUGAUAUUAUCGGUUGGAGAACCACUCUUGCGUACUACAAGGGUCAAGUCUCUCAUGAACGUAAUAGUAACUGGGUGAUGCAAGUUUUCAGCGCAACUCAAAAGAGAUUGUGCGACGAAAAUGCAAACAAGGAAACCAUCUCUAUGUGUAGAGUUUUUCUUGUUCCGAGUGACGAAAUGCAGGAGAAAGUGUCUAGUGCUCGUAUUGGCACUGAAAAUCAUUUACCACAACCUCCUAUUCUGGAGGCUAACUGCGGUACGGGAAUAGGUUCCUCGAGCAACCAUCAGGUGAACAAGCAUGAUGAGAAAGAAGGAUUGGCUAUUGCAGGGACAAUUCCCGUUCCAGAGCAUCAAGAUGAAAAUGAUGUUGGAAUGGAUUGUUUCACAGAUGCUUAUAUUGAUUCUUUUUCACGUGGUGACUUUCUGGAAAUGAACGAUCUCGUCAACCAUGUAUCUUCUUCGAGUUCCGGUAAUUCAAGCGCUCCAAGCAUGUCGUCAGAUGAAUGUUUCGACUCAAUGGCUUUCUUACAAGAUCUAGAUCAAGACCUAGUUUUGGAACAGAAUGACAUGGGUAAAAAGCUUAAUGUCUCUGCAUCCAACAGGUUGGACGAGGUGGUUUUGGUUCCGGCUGCUUUAGGAUCUGUUGUUAGUAUUGAAGGCAACGAUUCGUCUAGUAAUGAAUUGUUAAAAACCACUAGCUCUGUACCUAAUUCAGCUAAUAACAAUGAGAUCUCAAAGCAUGCUAUGGGGAACCAAAGGGAUGAAGGUCCAUCAUCAUCAUCAUCUGUUAAACCGAAAUCUAGUAGAAUGAAAGAGCUUCGAAAGAAGUACUUAUGCUUUAUGCCAUUUUAGAUCUCAGAGGUAUGUGAUUUUUUUGUAAGAUAUUUAAAUUAUGAGUAUCACAAGUGUAGAUUAAAUUAUAACUCUCACCUAGCUCUUAACAAGCUAAGCGAAUUAUUACACUAUUAUCAUAUUCAGUGUGUAGAUUUUUACUGUUAUGUAUUACAGCCUUAUUCAAAAUCAGGGCCUAAACAAAAAUGAAUGAAACUUAGCAUUGGUCCCCA